AUGUCCCAGGUAUUAACAAUUAUCGCGGUUUUAGCUACUGUCAUUAUAUUUUAUUUCCAAUUAAGUAGUAAUGGAGUAUUUGAUCCUGCAACUCCGGUAACUUCGAAUGCUAAUGGUAAAGAUUUAGUAAAUCCAAAGAUUACUCAUAAAGUGUUCUUUGAAAUCACUGAAGAAGGUAAACCAAUUGGUAAGAUUACUAUUGGAUUAUUUGGUGAAAUUGUCCCAAAGACGGUUGAAAAUUUCCGUCAAUUAACCGUUUCUAAAGAUGUUAAAUUUGGUUAUAAGGAUUCUAUUUUCCAUAGAAUCAUUCCAAAAUUCAUGCUUCAAGGUGGUGAUUUCGAAACCGGUAAAGGUUAUGGUGGUAAAUCUAUUUACGGUGGUAAGUUUGAUGAUGAAAACUUUGAUUUAAAACAUGAUAAACCAUUUAGAUUAUCCAUGGCCAAUUCAGGUAGAAAUACCAAUGGAUCUCAGUUCUUCAUUACUACUGUCGUUACUAGUUGGUUAGACGGUAAACAUGUUGUGUUUGGUGAAGUUAUUGAUGGUUUCGAUGUGGUUAAAUAUAUGGAAGGUGUUAAAACCAAACAAGAUCGUCCACUUGCAACUCUUGCUAUUUCUAAUACUGGAGAAAUCCCAGUUAAGCGUGAAGUUGAAGAAUCAGAACCUGUUGAAGAAGAAGUUAUUCUUGAAAAGAAGGAUUAA
Molecule: messenger RNA, 699 nt
Organism: Scheffersomyces coipomensis
Lineage: Eukaryota; Fungi; Ascomycota; Pichiomycetes; Serinales; Debaryomycetaceae
Product: cyclophilin-like domain-containing protein
Exons: 1
Coding region: 1-699 (232 amino acids)
Biological process (GO): protein folding; protein peptidyl-prolyl isomerization
Molecular function (GO): peptidyl-prolyl cis-trans isomerase activity
Source: RefSeq, a predicted model, not a curated record